Molecule: messenger RNA, 997 nt
Organism: Carassius auratus (goldfish)
Lineage: Eukaryota; Metazoa; Chordata; Actinopteri; Cypriniformes; Cyprinidae
Product: phosphatidylinositol-glycan biosynthesis class F protein-like
Exons: 6
Coding region: 232-891 (219 amino acids)
Biological process (GO): GPI anchor biosynthetic process
Cellular component (GO): endoplasmic reticulum membrane
Source: RefSeq, a predicted model, not a curated record
CAUUCUACCGGAAGUACACGGCAGUCAUGUUGUAAAUAAACUGUUCGACUUUUACAUUUAUUUGUAGUCUUAUGGCAUUCGGUUUAGAAAAUAUACGAUUGUAAUUUGUACAUACUGAAGUGCUCGAUUAAUCUGGCAACGCAUUAGUUUAGGAAUUUGUAUUUGCACAUAUAAACUUUGGUUAGUUAGGCACCACUCAAUUGGUAACAUUACUGCCCUUUAACCUCCAUAAUGUGGGAUGUUGAGAUCAGGGGCAUGGCAUCGGCUCAUGCCAUUAUUGCCUCCUCCAUCUUCAUGGCAACUGUGAUGCCUGCUGUGUUUGUGGAAAACUUCUCUGUUUAUGGGAGCCACAUGGUUUGGCUGUAUUGUGUGGCUGGAUCUGUUGCUGUGGUCAACAUCGCAGUGUUUUGGCUUCUUGGCAUCAGCCCACCGACAAAGAAGAACACGCUGAGCUACAAGAUCAACAGAUUGUUCAAAUCCUGUCUGUACUUUGUACUGUCAUGCCUCUUCUUUCAUACUGUGGUGGUACUAUACGGAGCACAUUUGCUUGAGUCAGCUCUGGAGACAUUUUCUCUGGCCGUGCUGCUGUCCACCCUCACUACACUGAGAUGUCUCUGUAUCCUGGGUCCUAAUGUACAGGCUUGGAUCCGGGUUUUCAGCAGAGAUGGGGCGAUGUCAGUGUGGGACACCUCUCUUCAGAUUACCACUGGCUGUAGUGUGAUUGGGGCCUGGUUGGGAGCUUUCCCUAUUCCUCUCGACUGGGACAGACCCUGGCAGGUUUGGCCCAACUCCUGUACCCUUGGGGCAACUACUGGAUUUCUAACGGGCCUCCUCGCUGCUCCUGUCUGGAUACACUGGCAUCGCAAACAACUCACAUACAAGCUCAAGUGAGGAAAAGAAGGACACAAUCACAGGCCACAAGGAACUGAGAAAGAAAGAGAUCCAGACUGGAGUCAAAAAACGACUGUCCAUCCCAGUACAUGCUAAGAAAUGCUGC